CACGAGAGGAAAAAAAAUCAUGGCAGAAGAAAUCCCAUCACCCGCAGCUGCCCCCGCCAAGACGGCGAAAACCAAGAAGAAGCCGGCGGCGGCGGCGAAAAAAGCGACCAACGGCGGCACCAGCCUCCCGAAGAUGAUCGUCCAGCUGAUUGCCGAAUCCAAGGAGCGCAAAGGCAUGUCGGUAACCGCCAUCAAGAAAGCCUUGGCCCGCAUGGACGUGGACGUGCUGAAGCUCAACAAGCGCAUCAACACCGCCCUGAUCAACCUGGUGUACAAAGGAGUCCUGGUUCAAACCAGUGGAAUCGGCGCUUCCGGCUCCUUCAAACUUGCCAAGAAGGAACCGACCCCCAAGAAGCCCAAAGAAGUCAAGAAGAAACCCGCCGCCAAGAAGACGACCACCGCGGCUAGCAAAAAGUCAUCACCUGUCAAGAAACGCACUGCUGUGAAGGCUGACAAAAAACCCAAGAAGCUCGACAAGAAGGUCACACCGAAAAAGGCCAAGAAAUCGGCAAGCAGUCCCAAAAAGGCUGCGAGCAAGCCCAAGCCAAAGGCCAAGGCGAAAAAGGAGACCCCGAAGAAGGGGAAAAAACCAGCUCCCAAGAAAUCUCCAGCCAGGAAAACAGCCAGGAAGCCAGCAGCGAAAAGAGCCAGAAAGUGAUCUGGCUCA
Molecule: messenger RNA, 667 nt
Organism: Syngnathus typhle (broad-nosed pipefish)
Lineage: Eukaryota; Metazoa; Chordata; Actinopteri; Syngnathiformes; Syngnathidae
Product: histone H1-like
Exons: 1
Coding region: 20-658 (212 amino acids)
Biological process (GO): nucleosome assembly
Cellular component (GO): nucleosome
Molecular function (GO): DNA binding; structural constituent of chromatin
Source: RefSeq, a predicted model, not a curated record